AUGCAGUCCGCAAGUAAAUUCAGUAUAUUAAUUGCUUUGGAGAUUCCAGCAAUCUUUUUUUCUAUUAUUAUCUUCGCAUACUUUGCUGUAAAUCGUACGGCUCGAUCAAAGUUUCAAAACCAUGGUUGGCUUGUUUUAGUCACUAUUAGUUUUAUCCAAGUUGUUAUCGAUUUACCCAUGCCUAUGAGUUACUAUUAUGCGGGUCGAGUUAUUCCUGCAUCAGAUUUAUAUUGCGUAUGGUGGACUUGGUCUGAGUUUUCCUUGAACACGAUAGGUAUCUUUCUUAUGGCAUGGAUCUCAAUCGAACGGUACAUAUUUAUUUUUUAUUCCCAUACAAUAUUUCAAGGGCGUUUUAAAAAAUGGAUGUAUCAUUUUAUACCAAUUGCCAUCUGUCUCUGUUGGACACCAUUCUUCUAUUGUUUAGUAGUUAUUAUUAGUCCGUAUUGUAGUCAGACAUGGAGCUUUGAUCUGAUUAUUUGUGGUGUACCAUGUUAUUACAUCAAAAAAUCUGUCGGUCAAUUUAAUUUUCUUUUUAACGUUGCAUUUCCUGUGUCGGUUAUAUCCCUUGUUAAUAUACUACUUUUCAUUCGAGUGAACUAUGAGAAAAUAUCCCGGCAUCGAAGAAUUAAUUGGCGAAACCAUCGUAAAAUGAUCCUUCAGCUCUGGAUAAUUUCCUCUAUAUACUUGAUAUGCUGGCUACCACUGAUGAUCACGAAGUUUGUUCAAAUCACUGUUAUGCCUACAUUCAUGGUUGACUAUCUUGACAUAAUCCUAUUUAAUGUCUACCUAGUUCCACUAUUUUUACCAAUGGUGUGUCUCAGCACAUUACCCAAACUCGUAAGAAAAUUAACGAGAUUCAUUCAUGAACGAAACCGGAACAAAGUUGGAGUAACAAUACUUAUCGGUGUGCAUCAACGCAUUGGUGGUGAAAGAUAA
Molecule: messenger RNA, 936 nt
Organism: Adineta ricciae
Lineage: Eukaryota; Metazoa; Rotifera; Eurotatoria; Adinetida; Adinetidae
Source: the annotation of a GenBank genome assembly